UUGAAAUUGAAAUCGGAAUAUGGAGACCUAGAAGCUCCUGUUGCAGACUGCUAUAAAGUCAAUUAUAACGCACAUUGCAAGCAAUACAUGAAAGUUCAAGAUUACAUGUCUUAUUUGAAAAAUAGUAAGAGAGAUAAGCUCUUGUAUCUUAAAGAUUGGCAUUUAAGAAGAAUAAAACCAGAUGAUAUGUUUUAUGAAGUACCUAAAAUCUUCGCAUCGGACUGGCUCAAUGAAUACGCACAAGAUAAUAAGGACGAUGAUUUUAUGUUUGUAUAUAUAGGACCAGAAGGAUCUUGGACUCCUCUGCAUUGUGAUGUUUAUUCAUCAUAUAGUUGGUCGGUAAAUAUAGUAGGCAGAAAGAAAUGGACUUUGUUUCCUCCAGGUGAAGAAAACAAACUUAAGGAUAGUUUUGGCAACUUGCCACUAUUGUUUAAUUCAAAAACAUAUCCAGAUGUAAAGUAUUUUGAAUUGAUUCAAGAAAAAGGUGAUGCAAUUUUUGUACCUACAGGAUGGCAUCAUCAAGUUGAGAAUACACUUGAUACAAUAUCAAUUAACCAUAACUUUAUUAAUGCCAGCAAUUUAGAAUUAGUUUGGGAAGCACUUAAAAGUAAUUUGUCCUCUGUUGAAAAAGAAAUUGAAGAAUUCAGAAAUACACCUGAAUUUGUUUCUCAGUGUCAACUUAUACUUAAUUCUGUAUUUGGUAUGGAUUAUAUAGCAUUUAUAAAUUUUAUCAUACACAUAGGUGGUAAAAGAAUCAAACAAUGUCAUGAAAAUAUCAUCGAAACAAUUAAAGUAUUACUGAAUUAA
This is a messenger RNA of Papilio machaon (common yellow swallowtail), 807 nucleotides long. RefSeq names its product 2-oxoglutarate and iron-dependent oxygenase JMJD4 (gene JMJD4). The record is from RefSeq and is a predicted model, not a curated record. Gene Ontology annotation, cellular component: nucleus; cytoplasm. Gene Ontology annotation, molecular function: sequence-specific DNA binding; histone H4R3 demethylase activity. Lineage: Eukaryota; Metazoa; Arthropoda; Insecta; Lepidoptera; Papilionidae. The coding region runs from base 88 to 807 and encodes 239 amino acids. The transcript is spliced from 4 exons. Gene Ontology annotation, biological process: protein hydroxylation; negative regulation of gene expression; positive regulation of translational termination.